UCAUUGACCAACACUCUUACAGUCAUCAAACACACCCUCUCUCUCACAGCUAUCAAUAUUCUGAUGUACUUUCUCACUCACUAGCAAACAAGGAACACAAACUACACAGUUCCACACAGAAUACAGGAACUCACAGGUCUUUGAUAAUGGACAAAGAAUCCAGUCCACCUCCAUAUGCUGGUCCUCAGGCACAACAAGCAGGCAUGAACCACCCUGGACAGCCGGCAGUCUACCCACCUCAAGCAGAUCAGUCAGCUUUACUUUACCCUCCACCGCCAUCAUAUGGGUUUGGUGUUCCGCCCACCACAGUCCAGCCCACCGUUGUCCCUGUAGUUACGCAGAUGGUAAUGGUGACUUCUCUCACCGAUGUGCCGGGUCACAUUACCUGUCCGCAUUGCCUGCAAGAUGUUAUCACGGAAACUGAACACCUGAGUGGUUUACUCGCCUGGUUAAUCUGUGGAACUCUUGCUCUCUUUGUGUGCUGGCCAUGUUGUUGCAUUCCGUUCUGUGUGGAUGCAUGUAAGGAUGUGAAACAUAGCUGUCCAAACUGCAAGAAAGUAAUUCGCAUUUACAAACGUGUGUAGCUCCUGCACCAGAGAACAUGGAAGAAGACUUUAGGUGAUGCCAUGGAAACUGAAUGGAGUUUCCAAGACAUCCAACCUUAUUAUGAACAUGUGGUGGAUACGGUUCAAAGCGAUGCGAAGAAUGACAGAAUGUAUACUAAGUAAUGUAUACGAACUAAGUUGAUUAACUUCUUGUAACUUUUUCAUUGUUUAAAUAUUUUUCUUAUUCCAUCUUAAUAUGAAGAGAAAAGUAUAUGUAAGCCAUUCAUAGGUUAAGUUCCUCAAAAACUGAAAACACUGUGUCUCUGUGGCGCACAAAGAUUCCUCUGUUUGUUUUGACCGUCCCGUCCAUCCUGAUGCAACUACAUUGAUGCAACCAAUGGCGAGUUUGGAGCGGGACUAUGUUAGUUCGACCAAUGGGAGAAGAAGGGUGUGUUCAGAAAGCUAUUUGAAAUCAAUGUUAUUUUUCAUAAUUCUGCGCAGAAAUUAGCUUCAGCUUUAACUUUUAUUGAAAAGUACCUUUCAUUCAUUUUGGAGUUCAUGAGAUUAAAAAUGUAAAAUCAUGUAGAACAGAAGCAUAAUUUAAAUAACUGUACAACUUUUCAGAUGUGUAGAUGUGUGAAGUUAUUUAAUCAAUAUUUUUUUAUAAUCCAUAUGUGAAUAAAAUACAUUUUGUUUUA
Messenger RNA from Myxocyprinus asiaticus (Chinese sucker), 1243 nucleotides. RefSeq lists its product as uncharacterized. The transcript has 5 exons. Gene Ontology annotation, molecular function: zinc ion binding. The coding region runs from base 147 to 584 and encodes 145 amino acids. Lineage: Eukaryota; Metazoa; Chordata; Actinopteri; Cypriniformes; Catostomidae. The record is from RefSeq and is a predicted model, not a curated record.